This is a messenger RNA of Puccinia triticina, 2592 nucleotides long. RefSeq lists its product as uncharacterized. The transcript is spliced from 3 exons. The record is from RefSeq and is a predicted model, not a curated record. Gene Ontology annotation, cellular component: sno(s)RNA-containing ribonucleoprotein complex; Mpp10 complex; small-subunit processome. Gene Ontology annotation, biological process: rRNA processing. Lineage: Eukaryota; Fungi; Basidiomycota; Pucciniomycetes; Pucciniales; Pucciniaceae. The coding region runs from base 1 to 2592 and encodes 863 amino acids.
AUGAGCGAGACGGAAACCCAGUCGGACGCCAGCCGUCUAGCCGAUCGACUGUCGCAGUCGGUCUCACUCCUCGCUGGAAACUGUCAAUUCAGAGGAACAACGAUCAAGGAGAAUGGCGAGCAAGCGGUCGAGCUGGAGGGACAGAGGAAUGGCUUGAUUGACGAGACCCUCGAACUAUCACGACAAAUCUUCAACUCGGCCCUCAAGGCAGAAUCAGACCAUCUGCCAUUACUAGAAGCCUUGGCCAGCACGCCAGAUCAACCGACCAACAAGAGGACCAGCCAACCUGCCAACCUCUUGCCCCGAACACCCCUCGAGGAGCUCUAUCUGCCCCCUCAACCGGAUCAUCUAGCAAUCUGGCAUCAACUCUCACUCAGACACAACUGUCUCAUCAACUGGGUCAAAGACACUCUCGACCUGGACGUCCAAGCCGACCAGCAGGAGGACCAAAACAAUAAGAACGAUGCCCUGGCCAUCGAACUCGAUGGUGAUCCGACCAACCUCGACCCAGAUUCACUCCGACUUCCAUCUGGGUCAGAAUCCGACGAACUAUCCAGUCUCGACGACCAGGAUGACUCAUCCUCCGACACCGAACAACUCUUCUCGUCCAGCGAUGGCGAUUCCGAUGACCAAGCCGAUCCUGACCCCAAUGAGUCCUAUGUGACCACACUAAAUGAUGCCGAUCAGGACAGCAGUCAAGAGUCAAGUGAGGAUGAAGAAGAAGAUGAACUAGAGGACAAAAAGCGAAAAGAUCAAGACCAACCGCUCUCCCUCGAUAAUCUAGAGUCUCGUUCAUCAUCAUCAGCAUCCUCAUCCAAAAACACACCCAAACACCGGCGAUCAGCGGUUGAUAGCGACUUCUUCUCGUUAGCCGAAUUCGAACAGGAAGCCGAGGAUGGUGAAGCAGAGAUGAGGAGGAAGCUCAGACGAGCGACUGGCAUGAGUGGCCAACCUGAGGAUGACGAAGAUAGCGAACAGGAUGAGGAGGUUGAUCUGUUUUCCCGAUUUGAUACUGGCCUGAUAGACGACGAGGACGCUAUGGAUGAGGAUGGUGAUGAUGAGGGUGGACAAGUCGAUCUAGAUUCAGUCGCAGAUCUCAGAUAUAACGAUUUCUUUGCCCCGAUCGCCGGCAAGCCAUCUGGAAAGAGACAGCCCAAAACAGUUGAUGCCCCAGCUACCAAGAAAAAAACAAAGAUACAGCCCAAACUCGGCAAGGUCAAGUUCUCAGAGGAAGUCAAAGUAAAAGAGAUUCCUGCCAAGAACCGAGGUGUCCGGGUGGCUGAAAUCUCGAGUGCUGACGAGGAUGAAGAUGAAGAUGACGAUGACGUAGACUUCCACUCCGAUGAUGACCUUGAUAGUGAAGAUGAGGAAGAACAAGAAGAAAGAUCGGAUGGCCACGACUCAUCCGAUAACAGCGAUUCAGAUUCUAACGGCCAUGACAGUCAAGACGAAGACGCAGGAGAAAAAACGAUGAGCCGACUGAGUGGAGAUCUCUUUGACGAUGGCUUCUCAGAAGAUGGGUCAGAUUCAGAUGGGUCGGAUCCAGGGGCUGCUGAACAAGAUUUGUCGAGACACGCGAAGAAGAUGAAGAACUUAUCUAAGCAAAUCGCGCAACUCGAAGCAGAGAACGUCGCCAAGAAGGAGUGGAUGAUGAAGGGUGAAGCCGCGUCAAAAGAUCGGCCCCAAAACAGUUUACUUGAAGAAGUUUUAGAGUUCGAACAUAUCCAGAAACUCGCUCCCGCUGUGACUGAGGAAAAAACGCAGAAUUUGGAAUCGCUUAUCAAACAACGGAUCCUAGAGGGUAAUUAUGAUGACGUAGUCCGGAAGCGACCGAUCGAUCCGAAAGCAUUUUUACCAUCUCGGUUGUUAGAAUUAGAAGAUACUCAGGCCAGCAAAUCAUUGACGGAGAUAUAUGAAGACGAAUACGCCAAGACGAAGAGCCAUUCUGAAACCGGGAAGAGAGCGAUAGAGGCGAAGGACGAGAAGUUGAGCAAGGAGCAUGAGGAGUUGAAGGCGAUGUUCGAAAGCUUGAGUGGCAAGUUAGACGCCCUAAGUAAUGCACAUUUCACCCCUCACCAACCCACGGCGACGAUCAAGACGAUCAACAACCUGCCGGCGAUCUCCCUGGAGAGCAGUCUGCCUACUGCCACUGGGGCCGGAACCCUGUUGGCACCGGAAGAGCUUUUCAACGUCCGGUCGGCCAAGGAUCUCGUGACGGAUGUUGACAGUCUCACUCACUCCCAAAAACAAAACCUGCGCACCCAUCUCAAAAAACAUAAGUCUAAAUCUCCCUCUGGAUCUGGGGCUGCGGCUGCGGCUGGCUCGGGGUCGGGGUCCGCUCAGAAUCAGAAGAAGAAAGAAAACUCGGGCGCACCCUCCGGUCAAGCAGAUCAGCCAAAUCAGCGAUCAUCCGUCAAGGACCAGAAAAUCGCAUCCUUGAACUUGCUCCAAAAACCCUCGAAUCAACUCGCCCAAAAUAUCACUAUCCUCGAUAAUCCUAAACUCAAACGACCUUCCGAUUCUGAUUCCCUUCCCUCUAAGACCAAGAAUAAGACUCGUAAAUUGGAUAGUGGGGCUUCUUUUAAGCUGUAG